Messenger RNA from Tachyglossus aculeatus (Australian echidna), 706 nucleotides. RefSeq names its product FXYD domain containing ion transport regulator 3 (gene FXYD3). The transcript is spliced from 9 exons. The record is from RefSeq and is a predicted model, not a curated record. Gene Ontology annotation, cellular component: membrane. Gene Ontology annotation, molecular function: sodium channel regulator activity. Lineage: Eukaryota; Metazoa; Chordata; Mammalia; Monotremata; Tachyglossidae. The coding region runs from base 1 to 588 and encodes 195 amino acids. Gene Ontology annotation, biological process: regulation of sodium ion transmembrane transporter activity.
AUGACUGGCUUCGGGCCGAUACCUCAACCUCGCCUCUCGAUAAAGGGACGAGGUUGUGGUAUCGGCCCGAAGCCUGUCAUGCCUCUGACCUUUACCCUGGCCUUGCCCCUGCUCAUCCCUAGCCGCCCAAGAGCUGGGGGACACUGGCAGUUGCAGGUCCAAUGCGGGGCAGCGCGGGCCCUCCCCGCCCGGUCCCCCACCCCACUCUCGCGGCUUCCAAUUGAGGAUGGGGUGCGACUCCCGCCGCUGCCGCCUCCGCCGCCGCCUUUGCUGCCUUGGUUGCCGCACGGUCUGCCUGUAGUGAUGAAGCUGGGACUCCAGGCUGGGCUUCCAGUGUUACUCCUGCUGCUGCCGGCAGUUCUACCUGUUUCAGCAGCCAAUGACCCUGCAGACCCAGACAACCCCUUCUACUAUGACUGGCACAACCUGCGAGUGGGUGGCCUGAUCUGUGCUGCGAUCCUGUGUGCCAUUGGCAUCAUCGUCCUCAUGAGUGGCAGAUGUAAAUGCAGGUUCAGCCAGAAGCACAACCCCCGCGGUGGGAAUGUGCCCACCCCUCUCAUGGGCCCAGGCUCUUCCAGUAACUGCUGAGUCUGGAGCGGGUGGACGACGCUCCCGACCCCAGCCUCUGACCACCUUGACUCCCCACCUCCAGGCUCCUACAGCCUCUGUUCUGUUUUACCACGUUAAUAAAGCGUCUCCACACCAA